Molecule: messenger RNA, 1117 nt
Organism: Ectocarpus sp. CCAP 1310/34
Lineage: Eukaryota; Phaeophyceae; Ectocarpales; Ectocarpaceae
Source: the annotation of a GenBank genome assembly
CUUGUUCUUUGCCGCGAUGCUCAUGGUCGCCGUGGCCGAGUUCGGCAAGGACCCCAAGGUGACGGCGGACAUGGUCAAGAUCGGGACACAAGUGGAGUACACGGGCAAGAAGGGCAGGUCGGCGGGGAAGAAGACGACGGUGGUGACGGACGCGGAGGCCUUGUGGGCCAUGCUCUACGCUGACGACGCGGCCAUCGUCUCGCGCUCGCCGGAGUCUCGAGAAGAUGAUGUUGGGAUCGAGGAACGCCCGUUCACGGUCAGCGCCGCCGGCCAGACGUACAAGCAGACAGAUCGGUUUGUGUACCUCGGGCGUACCAUCUCCGCGAACGGGAAGGCCGACCGGGAGAUCACGAGCCGCAGCUGCCGAGCGUGUAAGUGCUACCGCCGGAACAGUGCUUCGAUGUAUGACAGGCGACGGGCCGACUGCCAGCUCAAGAUCCGGCUACUCCAGGCUGAAGUGGUGGAGACUCUCCUAUAUGGGUGCGCCUCGUGGAGCCUAACAGCGGAGCACUACACGAAGCUCAAUGGGACCCACCGCCAGUUCCUUACACGGUGCAUCGGCUGGAGCAAGCGGAAACGCUCAGACCGCCCCCUGUCCUAUGCCCAGGCCCUCAUCCAGGCAGGCUGCGAGGAAACCAUCGAGGCCACCGUGCGCAAACGGAGACUGUGUUUCGCGGGCUUUGUUAUGCGCACGGAGGACAACCGCCUCCCCAAGCGCAUGCUGCUAGGAGCGAUGGCGGGGGGCGUGGGGUACCGGGGCGGGCAGGAGAGCGACUGGGUGUCUCGUCUAGGAGAGGACCUCGUGACCUUCAACGUGGGCGACGAAAAGGAAGGGGUGAAAUGGAAAGCGAGCGCCAAGGACCCGGAGGUGUGGUACAACAAGGUCGAGGACGGGGCGGCAUGGCUCAUGAAGAAAUGGCACAGGCAGGAGGCGGAAGCGUCCGCGAAGCGCCAACGCGCGAGGGAAGCAGAAGCAGAGAGUACGGCCAUCUCAGGACCGAAGAUAAAGAGAUUCGGGGAAGCGGCGGUGGGGGGGAAGAAACGGCGACCGGGCACUGCUGUAGAAGCGAGUAGGGCGGCCGAGGCAGCACUUGUGGCGAACUAUGUACCCGGCUGA